This is a messenger RNA of Schistosoma curassoni, 3960 nucleotides long. NCBI's taxonomy places the organism in Eukaryota, Metazoa, Platyhelminthes, Trematoda, Strigeidida, Schistosomatidae. The record is from the annotation of a GenBank genome assembly.
AGUCACGCUUCGCGCUCCUUCUAGAUCACACGACUUAUUGACAUCUUGGAGAUGUCUCGGUAUUUGUUGUCAAGACAAAUGUUUAAUAAGUUUUUAAAUUUGAAGCCAUUGUGCUCUUUCUACUCAUCUAGUCCUAAGGGACAUGUUGUUGGCAUAGAUCUUGGAACAACAAACUCAUGUGUUGCAGUUAUGGAGGGAAAGCAGCCUAAAGUUUUGGAAAAUUCAGAAGGCUGUCGCACUACUCCAUCAGUAGUGGCAUUUACAAGUGACGGAGAGAGACUUGUGGGUGCGCCUGCCAAAAGACAAGCUGUUACUAACUCAGCAAACACGUUUUCUGCAACCAAACGUCUUAUAGGGAGGCGCUAUGACGACCCAGAAGUACAAAAGGACAUGAAGAACUCUGCGUUCAAAAUCAUUAAGGCUUCCAACGGAGAUGCCUGGCUUGAAGCUCAUGGAAAAGCCUAUUCACCCAGCCAGAUAGGUGCAUUUGUGUUAAUCAAAAUGAAAGAAACUGCAGAAAGUUAUCUGGGGUCGAAGGUGAAAAAUGUGGUGAUCACUGUCCCUGCUUAUUUUAACGAUUCACAACGACAGGCAACAAAGGAUGCUGGGAAAAUCGCAGGCAUGGAAGUCUUGCGUGUCAUAAACGAACCUACUGCUGCGGCUUUGGCUUAUGGUCUGGAUCGAACAGACGACAAAACGAUAGCGGUUUAUGAUCUUGGGGGUGGUACAUUCGAUAUAUCAGUAUUAGAAAUUCAAAAGGGGGUGUUCGAAGUGAAAUCCACCAAUGGCGACACAUUUUUAGGAGGUGAAGAUUUUGACAAUGAAUUGCUACGCUUUCUGAUUAAGGAAUUUCAACGAGAGCAAGGUAUCGACGUCACUAAAGAUCCAAUGGCGCUCCAGCGUGUCAAAGAAGCUGCAGAGAAAGCUAAAAUUGAAUUAUCAUCUUCCUUGCAAACCGAUAUUAACCUACCUUAUUUAACUAUGGACAAAGCAGGCCCCAAACAUAUGCAUUUCAAAUUAACUAGAGCAAAAUUAGAACAUCUGGUGGAGCCUCUAAUCAAGCGUACAAUCGAACCAUGUAACAAAGCCUUGAAGGAUGCCGAAGUAAAAGCUUCAGAUAUCAGUGAAAUUAUACUAGUCGGUGGUAUGACCCGAAUGCCCAAGGUUCAAGAGACAGUUGAGAAGAUAUUUGGAAAGACACCUAGUAAAAGUGUUAAUCCAGACGAGGCUGUAGCUAUGGGUGCGGCAAUCCAAGGGGGAGUUCUUGCUGGUGAUGUCACAGACGUGCUACUGCUCGACGUUACUCCUUUGUCACUUGGAAUAGAAACUCUAGGCGGUGUUAUGACUAAGCUUAUAAAUCGAAAUACAACUAUUCCCACAAAAAAAUCUCAAGUGUUUUCUACGGCUGCCGAUGGCCAGACACAGGUUGAAAUCAAAGUAUAUCAGGGUGAGCGUGAAAUGGCAAAUGACAAUAAAUUACUGGGACAGUUCUCCCUGGUGGGAAUACCUCCAGCCCCACGUGGUGUUCCUCAGAUUGAGGUCACAUUUGAUAUCGAUGCCAACGGAAUUGUCAAUGUAGCUGCACGUGACAAAGGCACUGGUAAAGAACAACAGAUUGUCAUACGUUCCGGUGGAGGUUUAAGCAAGGAUGAGAUUGAGAAUAUGGUGCGCAAUGCUGAACAAUAUGCAGAAGUUGACAAAAAGCGUAGAGACCUGGUGGAGUCAGUAAACCAAGCAGAAGGUAUUGUUCAUGAUACAGAAUCAAAAAUCAAUGAAUACAAAGAUCAGUUGCCUUCAGAUGAGGUACGUUAAUUCACCACCUUCAAUUGUAACCUAUAACCAUAAAUUCGCGUACACUAAAAUACGUGUUUCCUAGAUUCCACGUAGGAUGAAAUAAAGUUGUUGAAAAAUAGUUUAGGUGGAUAUAUAUGUCAUGUAGUCAAAAAUUGCGAAUAGCUGUAGAUGAUCAUCACCACUUCCUCGUUUUUCUUGGAACAGCAGACAAAAAGGCUAAAAAUGUAAAAUUCAUGCUAAGUCUUUGUUUUGGCUUUGGCAUCUCAUCUGAUCCUUAUUGUGUUGUCAUUAUUAUGAAUUUAGUUACACGUUACAAUAAAUGAAGUAGUCCAAAACGACGUCACUUUGGACGGAUGCAUAUAUGUGCUUGGUCCUACGUUGUAGCUAACUGACCAAAAACGACACUAAAUUCUGUACAAUCUAACCAUCCAAGUCGAAGAAUUCAAUGUGGUGAAGUACUUUGAAAUGAAAUUUUUUUAACCCGUUCAGCUGAUAUUUAUUCGAGGCUUAAAGUGUCCACUGUCCUGACUAGCAGUAACUCGCUCAUCUAUGUUAUAAACAUUCAGUAUAAACGAAGUAGGUGUAAUACCAAUACCCAUGUCAGGUUCGGAUGAAGGCAGUAACAGUUAAUAAAAGAUAUUUUUUCUGUGUAAAAGCGUGAACUUAUUUUUUCGAGUUUCACCUACUAAGCUUAUUUAAAUAUUAUUUAUUUGAACACAUAAAUGUCGGUACUAAAGUGUACCGAAUACAUAUGCACCACACAAGCCACUUGAAUUGUAUGUGGGCUGUAAUACUACUCGGCUGCCCAGACCGAAGCAGGUGGUUUUCUUAAGGUGUCACACCUGGAGCCUUUGACCUAAAGGUCUGAUCCACAAGACAGUGGAGCAACGUUGAGAGAUGCAGUCCCGUGGUAGCCAGUCACCAGCAAUAGGUUCAUACGCCAUUUGUUCCUUCAGGAUACUGAGGCCUAUGUGAACCAUUGGUUUGAAAUCAGGGUUUUCCAACCUCCCUAGGUGGACUCUCUGUGUCCACUAACCCGGUUAAAGUGCCGGACAUCCGAUUUUCGUCCUCUGAAUUUCGUAAACAACACUCCCGCUACGAGCAGGCAGUGAGUAGGACUUCUCUGAGAGAGAUUGUAUACGCGUGGUCAUGUGAGAGUAUUUCGAGAGGGAGAGCUGACUCCCCAUCUUCGGCCGAACCAGAGCAUUUGGGGCUACCCAAACAGUUUCAAGUCACACAUGUGAGUCAAAACAGAGCAUGACACAGUAGCCUGUCAGCCUAAAUUAAUGAAGCAUAUAAAAUGAUUUAUACCAGGGUUUAAUCAAUUACUCAGUAUUAUUUCCGUCCCCUUAUUUUUCCUUUUGCUUUGAUACUAUAGUUUGGCAACUUGGUAUAGUACACAGCCGUUGUCAUGUUUUUACAGCGUACAAAAGUAGUCUUCAAUCCAGCUCUUGGGAAUACUUCUGUGAUCUUCGUUUAAAUAUGGAAUAUAAAAUAAAUAGAUUUCAUGAGUAGAAGGUAGUAUAUAGUCGGUUGACUUUGAUAUUUAAACAUAAAAGUUUGUUCAGACCUGACAUGUAGUUAAAUCUCCAGGUCCACUGAAUUAGUGUUUAUGUCUAGAGAGAAUAUCCUGUAUUACAGGUCGUUUUUAUAUACAGCAGCAGUAGUCAUAUUUUGCCAAUUUAGUGUGUCUAAGUAAUGCAUUUUUUUGAACUUCAGAGGGAGAAACUGAGUGUACUUAUCGAAAAGUUGAAAAGUCGGUUGAGUAACAAAGAUAAUGAAACUGCUGAAAGCAUUAGAGAAGCUACUAAUGAACUUCAGCAAGCAUCGCUGAAGUUGUUCGAAGUUGCCUAUAGAAAGAUGGCAGGUGAGCAGGGAACAAAGACUGACUCUCAAAAUGAGGAAUCAGCCAAACAAGAAAAACAAUAAUCAACGGUUCGUUUUCAGGAUUCCUUCGUCACAAAUGUAUUUGCUUCAACCUUUUAAUUCUCAGAGUCGAGUGUGCUUUAUCGAAAAUCAAUUAACAUUUGUUCUGGUGACAAUAACGGUUGUUUGAUUGUAUCUUUUUAAUUACUAGCUCCUUUAGGACUCGUCACUUGCAGUAUUAAAAUUGUGUACAUAUUUUGAAAUGUCAUCAAUAAAAUUUAUUUCGGUUCAUCACCAAUU